CUAAGAGUUUGUAAUGCCAACCUAAAAAAACAAAAUGUUGUUCUUCUCCGCCUCUUGUUCUUAUUUUUCCAAAUUGAAAGGUUUUCAAAGCGUGUAGCCUUUCGAGAAUUCUUUGACGUGAUCUAUUUGAAUUCCUUGUAGAGAGUUUCAAUCAUGACAAGCGAUAUCUGCUUAGAAGAAAUCCGUGUUUCAAGCCAAGAAGAUAUCGAUAAUCUGAACUGCUCCUGCGGCGAUGAUAGUGGUCCUUAUAUUUACAUCACUAAUUUCACCGACAAGCUUGAUUUCCCACAUUGUUUAGCGGCAGAACUUAUCAGUAUAUAUGAUAGUCCUAGGUUGAAAGAAAUAAGCUUCCCCGACCUGGAUCGUCUACCACUACCACACCUCUUAAUACGGGAUGCUACGGAGCUCAAAAAUGUUUCAUUACCACACCUAAAUUCAGACUUUCAAGACCAUCCUGGUCUCUCCUUGGAUUUUCUCGGUAUACCAAAAUUGAAAAACAUCACCUUCGGAAACAUUACCAAUCUAGCAGGAGUCAAUCUAACCAACUCGGUGUUAGAUGAGUAUACAUUCUUCAAUAUAACCUCAGUUGAUAAUCUAAUAGUUGAGGGUAUCUACGACUUCGAAAACCUCAGAUCCGUGGAGACUUUACAACUUAUAGGGCGUUAUUAUAACCCGAGAGCGUUCUUGAAUGUAACAUCGCUCCAAAACCUAACAUUUACCAACACUAUAGAUAGCACGCCUUAUUUUGUCGAUAAUGCUAAUACUACCUUACCUUGGUUUCCUCGGCUGCAAAGAGCUAACAAUAUUCACAUCCGAGGAUAUAUCGAUACUUCUCCCGGACCCAAUAUCUUCCCAGCUUUGACAGCAGUGUCGGGAAAUGUCACCAUAGAAGCAUGGAACGACGACUUCAACUGUUCAAAGCUGGUAGACCAAUAUCAAAACGGUCUUAUUCAUAACUUGGCAUGCAAUGGGACUAACAACGUAACUGGACCCAACAUGGAAAGCUCUCCACAAAAUGCCUCAUCAGAGUUGUCUCAAGGAGCAUGGGCUGGUAUCGGAACAGGCAUAGGGAUAUUUGUCAUAUGUACCGUUCUCGGCAUGAUAUGGCUUCUUCUACGCCUCAGACGUUGGAGAGAGGAGCUUAUGGGAAGAAUAAGGCAACAGGAGGUCCAGCAAGACUAUCGUCGAGAUAGCCUAGAAAUGGAGCACGAACCACCAAAUCUAAACAUCCUAUUCGAGAGUGAUGGCACGGGAAUCAUACGAGAAAAGCCGGACGACCACCUCCGCGAAGCCGGUGGUGAAGUAGUCAUUGCUGAGCAGCCAGAUGAUCAUAUACGCGAACUACCAGUGCCACCGGCAGAGCUGGAAGGGGCACCAGGCAUGGAGAUAAGGAUAUGAAAGAUGGGAGUAAGGAGUAAUAGGGGAAUUCAUCAUGGGCAGGAAUUCUACUAAGAAUACACGGCACGAAAGUAUGGGCGGUUUACUUCCAGUUUCUUAGUAGGCGUAUAGGUUAGGUUUUCGGCUCAC
This is a messenger RNA of Daldinia decipiens, 1527 nucleotides long. RefSeq lists its product as uncharacterized. The transcript has 4 exons. Bases 154 to 1398 code for a protein of 414 amino acids. The record is from RefSeq and is a predicted model, not a curated record. NCBI's taxonomy places the organism in Eukaryota, Fungi, Ascomycota, Sordariomycetes, Xylariales, Hypoxylaceae.